Molecule: messenger RNA, 5517 nt
Organism: Suillus subalutaceus
Lineage: Eukaryota; Fungi; Basidiomycota; Agaricomycetes; Boletales; Suillaceae
Exons: 15
Coding region: 1-5517 (1838 amino acids)
Cellular component (GO): nucleus; chromosome
Source: RefSeq, a predicted model, not a curated record
AUGUCCGAUAGCCACACUUGUGACCAUCCGGGAUGCAGGAUGGGCCCAUACCCGACCAGCGAAAUUGCCCGGAAGCACCGAUAUCGGUACCAUUCCGUUCCUAUUCCAUUCAUGAUUGAUGGUCACCAGUACAUUGUGGGCCGGUCCGAUGGCCGUUAUGCCUGCCCACUCCCAGAGUGCGGCAAAAUUUUCAAAAAGCGUGAAAACACUCAGGCGCACAUCACUGCGGAUCACAAUAGGUCGGUUAGGAUCAAGGUCUUUGGCACUCCUGAGUUUAUCUCAGAAACCCCUUCCAAUCAGGCGAUCGGAAGCAAAAGUCCUUCGUUUGAUGCGGAUGCUGUGAAUGUACCGCUGUUGCCUUCAGUAGACUAUUUGGAGUCCAAUGAGGUUCUUGAUGCACUUGGCCUGUGCAUGCAUAGCCGUCUAAAGGUCCUGCUCUGCUACUCGUGCCGGGUGGCAUUGACCUCCGGUAUGGUCGCAGGACACAGAAAAAACCACCACCAUUCAUAUCAGGUACCAUCAGCAGCGCUGCAGGCCGUAUUGGAUUUUUGCUCGGAAUAUACCAUCUAUGAGAAGCGAGAGAACGUGAAGCUACCUACUGCAGGAGGACCGCCUGUCCAGCUUGUUGCAGAUCCAAGCGACGGUUUUACAUGUACAGCAUCCCCUGACUGCUUUUAUUCAGUCAAGGACCUAUCAAGCAUGCAGCGACAUGGUCGAGAGAAACACGGCACCACUCGCUUGGUGGAGAUUCGGUAUCGACCUUGCCAAGUCCAACGUAUCUUCACUGCAGUGCGCAACUCGUACUUUGAGAUAGGCCAGAAUGUUAUUCCAGGUGCCAGACCAGACAUCAGAACCACUCUUCAGGCCACGUUCCUACCUACACUCGACAUAGCAUUGGUCGUUCCAGCAGAAACAGAACGAGAGAGGACUCCUCUGACGCGCUUUAUGGGCUGGGACAAAUUCCUGGAAGAACUCCGGAUGAAUCCAACCCAGAGGCGAGCAGCAGAGCAAAUCAAGAAAAAGCAUACUGAUGAUGAGUCUGGCGGGAUAAUCACACGUCUCGCUGCUACCGUCCGAGACCACAUGGCGAGGGCAUCGACAAUCUUGGAUGGCCACCCUCAUAGGUUAAGCUUAUCAAAGCUCCUGUUGUAUGGUGAUUCAAUACCACGAGACACUCAUUAUGCUCCCAGCGACACUCAUUGGAGGCCCGUGUCAGAUGACAACGUCGACUAUCCAAACUUCAUGGUCCAGCUUAUGAGAGCAAUCGUUCGAAUUCACCUCGGAUCCCCACUCGAGUUCUCAUUUUCGCUCUCCACCGUGCAGACGACGUGUCUCGAAGAGCUUUUGGUUGUCCUCCGCAACGACAACACCUCUCCCCGCAGGCGGAUGAUCGCCUAUCAUAAUCUGGCGUGGUCUUUGGUCGAUACCGACCCGGAUCUGUGCGUGGUCGAUCGAUGGGCAAACCCAAUCAAGCGAGCCAUCUGGCUCAGGGCGCUGCGUGCGGACGGAAACUUCUGUGAAGCAUCCUUCCUUACCCCAGACCUCGCAAAGUUAAAAUACUUUUGCAACAUCACCUCGCUUCUGGAAGCACUGAUGGACAAAGAUGAGGAUGCCGACGCGGUGCAUUUCGACGAUCAUGACCGCGUCAUUCGCAUUCACGAGCGGGUUCUACGCCUCGGUCGUACCACGACGUUUAACAUAGUGUAUGAGAUGCAGCAGUAUGCAUCGUCUGUGGUAUUCAAUCAAACGAGAGAGCCAAACGUCUAUGUCGAUCCCGACGUGAAAUCCAUCACCAUCGGCACCAACACCAUGCAUAUGGACAUGCUUCGGGAUGGCAUACAAAGGCUUCUCCUGGAGUUGAAAUCGCGCUAUUCCGCCCUCACCAAUGACAAUGUCGUGUUGAAGGAGGUUCCAGAGCAGGUCAAGGACGACCUCACAAAUUCGACGCGUGGUUAUUCGCUCGCGUCGGAGGAGCCCUUUUACAAGAAGCGCCAUGCCUUGUUCUUGUAUCUGGUAGAUCACUACGACCUUGCAAUGGUCGACAACGCAGGACGAGUCGCAUGGAACAUCCCCGGAAUAAAGGAGCUUCUCAGACGCUCAUUCCGGGUCUGGGAGCCUCUUUAUCAUUUGCUUUACAUCACCACACACAUCUCCUGUCGCGGCACACAGUUCAUCGACCACAAAGUGAGCAAUGCGGACAGGCAUCGCAACCUGUUCAUGCAGGGCAACGAGAUGUUCCUGCUGACGGGCUACAGCAAAAAGACCGGCAUCACCGAUCGCGACUCAUGCACUCCUGGGUUCGUGCCGAAGGAGGUCGCCUUUUGGGCCCUCGAACUUCUUGCAGGGGGGUUACGCACUGCUGAAGCCAUACUUGCUGGGGUUGCAUUUGGCCCGCAGGCUGAACAUGUAUACAGAACCUAUCUAUGCGUCGGUGAGGGAGAGCGGAUUAGUCCCACGAUGUUUUCCGCCAACAUCCAGCAGUGGAACAACGAAUAUUUCCAAUGCCGAUGGGGAGUGAGAGAUUUCCGGCAAGGCGCGAUCACCAUGGGUCGCGAAUUCAUCGCCCCAGACGAAUCUUAUGAUCAAGCUGACAACAUCCUCGCAGAGUCUGCUGAUCACUCCACUGGAAUGGACCAUAGCCACUACGCCGUCAUCCAGGGAGUAGUCCCUCGACUGUCAAACAAUAGCAUGUGCAAGCACAGAUGGCUGGGGGAUCAGUGGCACAGCGUUCUUGGUCUCGGUCCAUUUCCUCCUCCAGAGGCGAUUAGAAUCAGUCGUAAGAACUUGUCCAAUGGGACAUCCGUCCGGUCCAUAUCUGACCAUGUCAAGAAAAUCAUGGAAGAGACUCUGAGAUCGUUUUUUGACCUUAACUAUUCAGAAAUCCAGAAGGCCGCGGUCAGCAUCGCCGUCAUCAAACAACGCGAAUAUGCACUGCAGCCCACGUCGGAAAUUCCAUCCCUGCCACCCAGUAACUGGAAUGGCCGCCCAAUAAGCUUGGAUAGUAAUCUGGAUGACUUGUUUUAUAAUGAGUGCGGGAGUAUUCUUCCUGCUCCCGCCCAAUCCUCAGGCACCAGUGGGUAUAAUCAGACCAGAAGUAUGACGUCCGUCGUAGCUUUGUCACCAACCGCAAGUGGGUAUAUUCAAUGCGGAUCUAUGCUAUCGGACUCCCCACUACCAGCGUCAUCCGUUGAAAGCUUCUCGCGGAGUGAAUACAUGGACGGCUUGCUACCAUUACCUGACAUCUUUCCACCCGGUGAUCAGCCCGAAUCAAUCCCCGUCCAAGAUUUAAAAGGGAAGGGUAGAGCAUAUGAACAAGGCCAGCGUAGACCGUCAAAUAGUAGGGCAUAUGAGCCAGGCCACCCUGGGUCGUCCUCCUCCGCAGUCCGUGGUCCCACAAGGAAUGGAAAGCGCCAGUACUCCGUCACAUCCACGACCACUGCCGCUCCGGUCGCACCGACUGCAUUCCGUGUGCGCAAGCAUGCACUACAGGACGUACUGGAAUCAGACGAGGAACUAACCAGGAGUCCUAAACGUAUUCGUAGAGUGUCUGUGGAGGUCAUGAGAGUCUCCAGCACUAGCGACUUGUCGAGUCUCGACAAUCCGCAACUAAAACGUCUGCGUGCUCCCAGCACGACGGUGAACAAGGCUCCUAUGGAGAUUAUAACUCUCCCGAGCGAUGAUGACGAGUCAAGUCCGGAUGAAAACAUUCCGAUCAAAUAUCGUCGUAGGACCAGACCUUUUCGUCACGUCGACAGCAUGUCAAGUUUUGCAGCUGCUGGUGGCAGUCAACCAUCCUCACCCCCAAGCGCCGUUCGAGACAUCAGGGAAGAGAUUCGACGCGCCAUCAGACACAUCAGGAAGGAUGACGCCGCGAGGGAAAAGAGCACUGCGCAGAUGAACGUCCUGAUUGCCGUCAUGACUGCAGAUACGGACCUCGUCGUCACUGAUGAAGACAGGAGGCGGAAAAAGCAUGUCGUGGAUGGUCCCCUCGGUAAUGGACGAGGAAGCGAGAUCUAUUGUCCUCGGCUUCUUCCGUGGAAAAAUCUUGCGCAGAAAUUCAGCAAGAUGAGCAUCAAGAUUGUUCUUAUGACAGGGAGCGGACCACCAUGCCGUAUUGCGAACUUGAUCAACCCCUUUGGCAUGAAGCGAAACUUGAUAACCGAAAUCCGGUCAUCGACAAACCGUCCAGAGAUUGGCAUGCACGUCGUACACCUCCAUCCCAUCGCAGCAAAGCAGUCCCUAGUCCACCUCGUUGCCGCUCUAUCCAAACGCCUGGCAGCGGAGGAACGCAUCCUGGUGUUCUGCGGCUCUCAAGGUGAUGCAGAAGGGUUCGCGCUGCAGGCAAAAUGUGCUGUCUAUCACAGCGACCUCUGGGAGGCUGGAAAUACUAGGGAGUCUAAUCUGAAUCGGUGGGAUUCGGGCGAGACAAAGGUCAUGGCGUGUACAACAGCCUUCGCACAGGGUAUGGACAGGCCGCACGUGCGAUAUGUGGUGAUAUUCAAGCCAUCAUAUGGGCUCAUUGUCAACAACCAGAUGCUGGGCCGCGCGGGUCGCGAUGGGAAGGAGUCUCACGUGUUCUUCCUUACUGAUCGUGGUAAGAAGGCGUCCAGGGGCCCCUCGACCGACCGGUGCAUGGGGGAGUUGGACGAGCUAGUGUAUGGAACACAGUGCAGGCGCUUUACCAACAUGCUGUGCAUGGAUGGCGAAAAUCUCGCUGUUAGAUGCCCAGACGAUCCAUCAGGGAUCUAUUGCGACGUGUGUGACCCAGAAAGCGUCAUGCAGCGACUAGCCAUGGAAGCCAUCGAAAGCCCGUUGAGGCCACUUGAGAUGCCGAAGGGCAUAGGUCCGCCAGUUUCUGGCGGCUCCUCCCUUCAAGGACCUAUACACGAUGUGCAUUCAAUGACCGCGGUAGUUGUGCCAGCAUCCACGCUACCUCAAACUGAGAUAGUGGCCCAAACUCCCUCAGAACUGACGACUCAGUCCAGUGAUGCUCUGUACGACCAGGAUGCAUCAGAGCUCACAUCGUUUGAGGUGCUGAUGCUGAAUGCCAUGGAGGACAUCCACGGGCCGAGUGCUAUUGGAUCAGCGACCGGGCCACACAUGACCACAUCACAACCAUAUGCGGGAAGCACCUUACAGCGCCCGCUUGGACAAGUAUAUGCGGGCCUUGAAAGACAAGUGCCCAGCUCAUUUUGGGAAUGGUGCUGUGUCUGCUCCUGCGGCCAACCACAUGUGCACUACGGAGUCUGGCCUUCCGAUGCAUUUGUAUGGAAGGGCGAAAAAUGUCCAUUCGCUGGCAUUAUUUUCAAGGCGGUAUUCUGCAUGUGGCACAACGAAGGAUUCCGUCAGUUAAUGAUCAAGGAGAUGGGGGGAGGAGCAUCGCUCGUGCUCUACGAUCAAUUCUUAGCUUGGAUAGUCCAGGACUCUUCCGACCCAGGUAGGUAUAACAAUCUUGUAGAGGUAUUCCUUUGGUUCUGCAGCGGGGUUGAGAAAGUCAAUCCCAAGUUCUUCGAUUGA